Molecule: messenger RNA, 642 nt
Organism: Capsicum annuum
Lineage: Eukaryota; Viridiplantae; Streptophyta; Magnoliopsida; Solanales; Solanaceae
Exons: 3
Coding region: 82-399 (105 amino acids)
Source: RefSeq, a predicted model, not a curated record
UUCCCUCUCUCUAAACAGCUUUAGCACUAACCCUCUCUUAUUUUCCCCACAAAUUAACCCUCUCUUUCAUUUUUGUCGCGGAUGAUUUUUCCCCCAAAAUUAAUCCUCUCUUUCAUUUUUCUACCGGAUGAGGCAUCUUUGAAGAGCCUAACGGUCGUUGAGAAGCCUCCUACUGAUGAUAUUUUUCCUAUUUUUUUUGAAAAUUUUGUUGUUCCUUAUCGAGGUCCCUGCGGUUUCCAGAUAAGAAUAUCAGUUGUGGAAAGUUUGUUUUCCUCCCUUGGAUUACAGAAAACAGAGGCCUUCACAAGAGCUGGUAGCCAAAGAUCUUCAUGGCAUAGAGUGGAAAUUUUGGCAUAUCUAUCGGGGUACAGAAACUUUCUAUGUUUGGAUGCACAUUGAGUAAAACAUUCCAGGGCUUGGUGGAUGUUGAAUAAAGUGGUGUAUGUGGAUUACUUAAUGAAGGGAAAAUUGCACUUUUUUCUCUUCAUGCUUUUCCUCAUUAUAUUAUCUUCGCUCUACAUUUUUCUUUGUACUGUGAUUUUUUUUUUGUUUAGUUAAGCUAUAGUGCAGCUUGUGAACAACACAUUUCCAUGUGUUCAUCUGGAAACAACUGAUUUGAGGGAAAUAGUUAAGCGUUUCAUA